Scleropages formosus (Asian bonytongue) is the source of this 1466-nucleotide messenger RNA. Its product is annotated as ras-related protein Rab-39B-like. Gene Ontology annotation, biological process: Rab protein signal transduction. The record is from RefSeq and is a predicted model, not a curated record. Gene Ontology annotation, molecular function: GTPase activity; GTP binding. Bases 442 to 1083 code for a protein of 213 amino acids. NCBI's taxonomy places the organism in Eukaryota, Metazoa, Chordata, Actinopteri, Osteoglossiformes, Osteoglossidae. The transcript has 3 exons.
UAGUGUCUGGUGAUCACGUAGGUGGAGUUGACUACUACUACGUUGUUCACUGCUGGUGUCUGUAAAAGUCCUCGGGUGAAACUACGUCAUUGCCAAAAGAAAAGGAGAAAAAGAUUGUCGACAAUAGUUGUGCGUUUAAACUAAACUUCUACCCGUUUAUUCGUCAUUCGCGUAUCACUAUCCUCACGGAUCACAGGAGGGACUGACAUGUUAAAUUACAAAGCACUUAAAUACACAAGACGUGGCAAGAAAAAGGAAAGGAUGAUGUGAUAUCUGCAGUAAUGCCACAUUUGGACGAACACGCUGGAAGUAAAUCGUCACAGUGGCGCAACAUUCUUUUAAAUCUUAGUGCUUAACCUUUUUAGAUGCUGUGUUAGAAACGCAAAAAGAACGCGUGUGAGCAGAAAGUCGUAAACGUCGCAGAUUAACUGGGAUGUUGCGAUGGAAGCAAUUUGGAUUUACCAGUUUAGAUUAAUUGUGAUCGGAGAUUCGACAGUUGGGAAAUCUUGCUUGCUGCGUCGAUUCACCGAGGGGAGGUUCACCGAUGUGUCCGACCCGACGGUGGGGGUUGACUUCUUUGCCCGCUUGGUUGAGAUCGAACCAGGCAAGCGCAUCAAACUCCAGCUGUGGGAUACUGCAGGCCAGGAGAGAUUCAGGUCCAUAACUCGCUCCUAUUACCGCAAUUCAGUGGGAGGUCUGCUCGUCUUUGACUUGACCAACCGGCGAUCUUUUCAGCACCUUAAAAACUGGCUGGAUGAAGCCAGAAUGCACAUGCAGCCUUUUCAGACGGUAUUUAUGCUUGUGGGCCACAAAUGUGACCUCGGGCACUUGCGGCAGGUGACCCGAGAGGAAGCGGAGAAAAUGGCCUUAGUGUUUGGGAUGAAAUACAUAGAGACGUCUGCGAAAGACGGGCUCAACGUGGAGGAGUCUUUCACCAUCCUCACCAGGGACAUCUAUGAGCUCUUGAAGAAGGGCGAAAUAUCUAUUAAGGAGGACUGGGAGGGGGUCAAAAGUGGUUUUGUGCCCAAUGUUGUACACUCCUCAGAGGAGGCGGUGAAACCCAGACGAAUGUGUCACUGCUGAGCGACGCAAAGAUGGACAGGCUUCACGAUCUGCAGCCAAAGAUCAGAGAUGCCUAAUAGUGCAAUUUUGUUUUCAUUUCAUUUGCACAGACAGAAUAGGCCGAGCUGUUCUCCGAGACAAAGUAGCAUAAUCUUGGGACCAGCCUGGUCACUGCCAAGUAUACGCACUUAUUUCUAGCAAUUAUUUGCUGUAAAACAGUACUGUUAAUACAAUAAAAAGGAUAAUGUAACCUGCGUGUAAAUAUGUAGUGUAAAUACUGUAAAAAAAUCCUGUAUAUUUAAAUUACCUUAGAUUGAAUGCAUUGUGCCUCAAGUAAUUAUUGAAAGCAAAAACAACCUGGAGCCAAGGUGAUUUAAAUGGGCCAAAGGAUUUUUUGAUAAUAU